This is a messenger RNA of Knipowitschia caucasica, 1245 nucleotides long. Lineage: Eukaryota; Metazoa; Chordata; Actinopteri; Gobiiformes; Gobiidae. The record is from the annotation of a GenBank genome assembly.
AUGGGAUUCUGCCUGGGACCCAAGAUGAAGGUGGAGAGGAGGACCACCUCAACAGCUACACAAACCUACACGGACAUAUCUGCGUUUCUCACACUUCUGGGCCUGCUCCUGUUUUUUCUGUCAGGUCACGUGUCCAGUGUGAAUGUGACCAGCCAGUCACAGGUGGUGAGAGGGACAGUGGGCAGAGAGGCCCUGCUGUCUGUCAGCUACUCCAGCAGCAGCACAGACAAACCUGUCAUUAAGUGGCAGCUUAAAAGAGACAAGCUGUCUGACGAAGGCACCUACGAAGUGGAGAUCUCCAUCACAGACGACACCUUCACUGGGGAUCACUACAUCGAGCUCACGGUGGAUGUUCCAGUGUCCAGACCUUACAUCCAGAUGAUGGCCUCUUCUGUGCUGGAGUACAACGAGCGCUUUAAUCUUCACUGCUCUCAUGAUAAUGGCACAAAGCCCAUCUACAGCUGGAUCAAGGGCGGCAAAGUGCUGACGAAUGAUUCACGACUGAUACUGUCACACGACCACAAGGUUCUGACCAUCUCCCGGGUCCUCAUGUCGGACGACGAUGUCUACACCUGCACAGUGGAGAACCUCAUCAGCAGCAUGAAGAGCUCCCCAAUCCGACUCACAGUCUAUAGACGGAGCUCGCUAUACAUCAUUCUGUCCACAGGAGGCAUAUUCCUCCUAAUCACCCUGGUGACAGUGUGUGCCUGCUGGAAGCCAUCCAAAAAGAAGCAUCGACCUGUCCCCCAAAGAGCUCCCAUCUAUAUGGAGCAGAGUGAAAAUGAGGUUGACGUAGUGCCUAAGCCCAGUACACUUGGAAGAAGGAGUCCAAUGCCCCUAUAUGUUCUCAAUGAAGAUGCAAUUAUACCUAAAGCAAGCACCCUUGGACGAAGGAGUCCGAGGCCUUUGUGUGUUUUAUCAGAAGAGGAACCACUGGAGUGCUCAGAGGACCGUUCUGGUAACGUUAGCCAAUCAGAAGGUUUCCCUGCCACAUUUGUCCCAGUUCUGCCACCCACCAACAGAAGUGGGCCCAUAUGGACUCCUCCUCGCCGGUACCCCCGGAGCCCCUCUCCUCUGGGGCAGCCACUGCCCAUGCCCAGCCCUCACUCACCGGGGUCAGCCCAUCGUGCCUUCAGUCCCAUCAGGAAAGGUCGGCCUCCUGUGGGCAUCCCCACCAGCACCCUGCCAGUGGAGCCGGACGGUCCAGAGCAUAAUGAAGCCUCACACAGUGCAUUACAGCAAUGA